AUUCAUUCAACUUUGUGCCGCGCAGUGCGUAGUUCGUUCCCUCAGUCAGUCAGUUCCUUCGCGACGUACGAAAGAGAUCAGCCAUCAGCCAUCAGCCAGCGAUCUGAUCUAACUAUUCCCAGACAAACAGAUCCAUACAGACCCACAUCGUUAAGUACGUGACUCGAGACCACAGAGCCCACCGGAUUCCAGCAACCGUCGCGUAACUCCAGCUUCCAGCUGCCACAACCAACGCACAACAUUCCACCCGUUUGGUUUCCCCAGCAGUAGCAGUCAGCAUCGUCGUAACAUUUCCGCUCUCUCCCAUUGGGUGUUUGCCUUAAAGUGCGCCAUAAACCAAAAAGUCAACAGCAGCAGCAGCAGCAGCAGUACGGCCCACCCAAAACGCCCACAACACCAUAGGGAGAAAUCACAGAUAGAGCAGCAGCAGCAGCAGCAACAGAAAAAAAGAUAGUGUCUGACGGAAGCAGCGUUGCCGCAUUUCACCAGGAAAAAACCAACCAACUGGCAACACUCACCGCAAUUAACGGCGUUAUCUGGCGAGAGAUAGCGAUUAGACGAAAGAGAGUGUACACCGAGCAAAAGCUCCAACAAACAAACACAACACACGGCAACUCCCCCACUGACAGACAGACAGACAGAGAGAUAGAGAGAGAGAGCGAGUGGGAACGAGCAAGUCAGUCUGUGUCAGGUCCCCCCAUUUGUUGGUUGGGCGAGAGAGCGAGUCAAAGAGAGAGAGCGAGUGAGCCCAGAGCAGAGAGUGAAGUGAGGUGAGAGAGAGAGAGCAGUGAGUACUGUGAGUACACUACGCCGAAAAAGCCACCGAAAAGCACCCGAGGGAGAAGCCAGCCGCACAUACCGCCCGUCAAAAUGUUUGCUGUAAUGCGAAUCGACAACGAUGACUGCCGGUCGGACUUCCGUCGCAAGAUGCGUCCGAAGUGCGAGUUCAUUUGCAAGUACUGCCAGCGGCGUUUCACCAAGCCAUACAACCUGAUGAUCCACGAGCGCACCCACAAAUCGCCGGAGAUCACAUACUCGUGCGAGGUCUGCGGCAAGUACUUCAAGCAGCGUGAUAAUCUUCGCCAGCACAGAAAUCUACACAAGGACACCUGUGGGCGUGGUGGCUAUGGGAGGUAGAAGAAACCACUAAAGGAAUCGGUGGAACAUUUAUUCCUAGCAACAAUAACCGAUAGAGCUUUCGCUUAAGCAACAUUAAACACACAAUAUAAUCACUCGAUCCAGCAGUAUUCGGGGACGAUCCAACACAACCCCCAAAGGAUCCGUCAACCCAGCAGGAUAUUCCUAUACAGCAUCAUUAACCGCUAGAGCAACAAUAACCGAAACAGCAAACCGGAAGGAAGCAACAUUUAACCGCCACCAACAUGUUGCCAGAAUCACUCUUCAGUGGGGCUCACAUUGCCAGCGAAAGUGCAAUUAAGCUUGAGCUUCUUGCGCUUUCCAUACUAACGGUAACGAAAGCCACACACAGUGCAACAUUUAGACAUAGAAAGAAACAUCAGCUGCAAUUAUCUUGCCUUAAAAAUUUAACAUUUACCCCCUGCCCCCCUCCCUAUAUAUGUAUGAAUAAUGAAAUUAAUUAAAAUUUAAUAAUAAUACUACAAAAGACA
Molecule: messenger RNA, 1628 nt
Organism: Drosophila subobscura
Lineage: Eukaryota; Metazoa; Arthropoda; Insecta; Diptera; Drosophilidae
Gene: drm
Product: protein drumstick
Exons: 3
Coding region: 871-1137 (88 amino acids)
Biological process (GO): embryonic pattern specification; embryonic hindgut morphogenesis; regulation of transcription by RNA polymerase II
Cellular component (GO): nucleus
Molecular function (GO): DNA-binding transcription factor activity, RNA polymerase II-specific; RNA polymerase II transcription regulatory region sequence-specific DNA binding
Source: RefSeq, a predicted model, not a curated record